AGAUUAAAUGGGAUUUGUUUGACAGUUCGAAGUCUAGCAGCCGGACAGAUUCAUUACUUUAAGAGUUCCCCUUUUGACAAAAUUAAAAAAUGUCCUGGUUUCUAUUGUUUUUGUCGACGAUAGUUGUGGUUUGCAGGGCUAACAUUUGUCCGUGUGAGAGACCGGAGCACUGUCAGCAGAUCCGCGAGGAGAAAGACUUUGAGGUGUUUGUGUUUGAUGUGGGUGGAAAGACAUGGAAGUCUUACAACUGGAGCAUGGUGACAACGGUGGCAGUGUUUGGGAAAUAUGAUGCUGAACUCAUGUGUCAUGCUCACUCCAAUGGAGCACGCGUUGUACUCAAAGGUGACGUUCCUCUCUCCUACAUUGUGGACCAGGAAAACAGGACAGUGUGGAUAACAGAGAAGAUCAACCUGGCAAAGGUUCAGUUUAUGGAUGGGAUUAACAUUGACAUUGAACAAGCUGUGGAGGACGGCUCGCCAGAGUUCCAUGCUUUGACAGCCCUGGUCAAAGAGACUACUGAGACCUUCCACAGGGAGAUCCCAGGUUCCCAGGUCUCGUUUGAUGUUGCCUGGUCACCAAAAUGUAUCGACAAGCGCUGCUAUGAUUACAUCACCAUCGCUGACUCCUGUGACCUGCUCUUUGUCAUGUCUUAUGAUGAACAGAGCCAGAUCACAGGGGACUGUAUAGCAAUGGCAAACGCCCCACUCUCUCAAACACUGAAUGCCUAUGACCAAUAUUUGAGUAUGAACAUCGAUCCAAUGAAGCUUGUGAUGGGAGUGCCAUGGUACGGCUAUGACUACCCAUGCCUCAACCUUUCUGAGCAUGGAAUAUGUUCUAUAGCCAAAGUUCCUUUCCGUGGAGCCCCGUGCAGCGAUGCAGCUGGGAGACAGAAACCAUAUAAGUGGAUCAUGAAGCAGGUCAAUGUCUCAAUGUCCGGCCGGCUCUGGGACGAAAAGCAGGAGGCUCCUUACUUCAAUUACAAGGACCAGACGGGACAGAUUCAUCAGGUUUGGUAUGAUGAUCCACAGAGUAUUUGUCCCAAGGCAGACUCUGUGAAAUCUAAAGGUUUGAGGGGUAUUGGCAUGUGGAAUGGAAACAUUUUGGACUACAGCGAUGAGCCAGUCGCCAGGCAACAAACCGCAGGGAUGUGGAAUGCACUCUUAGGAUGCUAGCAGGAAUACAUGUAUCACAGCUGCAGACAUUUACAUCUCCCCUCCUAUUUGUUGCAAAGUCAAUCUAUCCCAUUGUAGCUGUAAUGGGCUGUGACUUCCCUCUGGGUAUAGAUGCAUACUUGCACUUCAGAGUUGAUUGUGGCUGUUAUUGCUCCUGUCUUCCAAUGUAACAUCUAAAACAUUUGUCUGUGCUAACUGAUUAACUGACUUUUUUUUAUUUCCAUCACUCCUUAAAUGUGAUGAAGACAAACAUUUUUGUUGAUUAAAAUGUACCCAACAUGCUUA
Labrus mixtus (cuckoo wrasse) is the source of this 1457-nucleotide messenger RNA. It is a transcript of the gene ctbs, whose product is annotated as chitobiase, di-N-acetyl-. Gene Ontology annotation, cellular component: extracellular region. Gene Ontology annotation, biological process: carbohydrate metabolic process; chitin catabolic process. The transcript has 7 exons. Gene Ontology annotation, molecular function: chitin binding; chitinase activity. The record is from RefSeq and is a predicted model, not a curated record. Bases 90 to 1172 code for a protein of 360 amino acids. NCBI's taxonomy places the organism in Eukaryota, Metazoa, Chordata, Actinopteri, Labriformes, Labridae.